Molecule: messenger RNA, 2223 nt
Organism: Anoplopoma fimbria (sablefish)
Lineage: Eukaryota; Metazoa; Chordata; Actinopteri; Perciformes; Anoplopomatidae
Product: integrin beta-1-B-like
Exons: 6
Coding region: 498-1259 (253 amino acids)
Biological process (GO): cell-matrix adhesion; cell adhesion mediated by integrin; cell migration
Cellular component (GO): cell surface; integrin complex; focal adhesion
Molecular function (GO): integrin binding
Source: RefSeq, a predicted model, not a curated record
CAGAAUCUGCACCCCAGGGUCUCCAGCAGCAUUCACAGCAAGUGAACAUAUGACCGAAGCUUGUCAGUGUGUCACAGUGUGCUGAACUAAAUAGCUCCAAGACGCAGCUUCAGUAAAGAAGGCGUUCAGUACUUCAGGAUGUCUGUGAAGCUGCUCGGGUAUCUCUGCUUGCUGCUUGUUCUGUUGUGUCCCAGCUGGGCCAAAGAAAAAAGUGUCUCACAUCUGCUCCCAACUGUGACCAGUGCAUUCAGUCUGGCCCGGCGUGUGCUUGGUGCACCGCCCCUACCUCUAACGUCCGCUGUCAUACCUUGAAGGGGCUGCGGAGAGCAGGCUGUCCUAUAAGUUACAUUUAUGAUCCUCAGGGCAGUGUGCAGGUUGUCAAAAAUGACAGCAGUAGCACCGAACCAGCAAAUGCCGAGGCCCUGUUUCUCCAGCCUCAGGAGUUCUCCCUCCGUUUGAGGCCGGGUGUGAGCCAGUCCUUCCCUCUCACUAUCACCAUGCCUACAGAGCAGCCUAUCACAGAGCUGACCAUGGACACAAGCCCUGUGCCAGCGAGAGUCAACAUCACAUUCAGUAGCAUCAUGAACGGAAACCCUCUGGUCGUACAGGUGACUGUUGAGGCUGCCCGCUGUCCCGGUCAGCAGGGUGACUUCAACCUGAGGCAGAACAGGACUGGGCCCUGGCCUGUCCUCAUCACACCCAGAGGCUUUUCACUGAGUGUGAAGUUAGAGAUAACUCUGGAGUGUCAGUGCGACUGCCGAAGAAACCGUGAGGAAAACAGCCCUAGCUGUGGUGGCCAUGGGGCUCUGGUGUGUGGCCAGUGUGAGUGCCCCGAGCCUUACGCUGGACAACAGUGCCAGAGAGACAUCGACUCGUUUCAGUCACGAAAUGAAGACUACUGUCGCUCAGGCCCGAAUGCCCCUGUGUGCAGCCGUAGGGGAAAAUGCAAUGAGGGAUUCUGUGAGUGCGAAACGCGAGCGAACCCGAAAGAAAGAUACAGCGGACGAUACUGCGAGUGCAGCAACUUUGACUGUCCAUACUUCAACAGCAGAAUAUGUGGAGGCCAUGGGAAGUGCGAGUGUGGGAGGUGCGUAUGUGAUGACAACUGGACCGGUGAAGACUGCAUCUGCACCAUGGAAACUGAUUCCUGUAUGGCAAAAAGCCAGAAGCUGUGUAACAAUAACGGGGUGUGUCAGUGCGGACUAUGUAGAUGUGAGACACCAUACAGAGGCCCGACCUGUGAGGACUCCCCUUUUUGAGUGGGCAGUUGUCAGAAGUGUGUCGGGCGUUCGGGACGGGAGCGAAGAAGAAAAGGUUACAACUGUUUGCUGUUAAUACAGGGUGUUAUGGAAUGAAACGAAUAAAAUAAAGAUAGAAACUCAACGUGCAAUUAGAAGAUUUCUAUUACGACACCACAACUCCCUCUUGCUGUUUUUAGCAUUAAACCUGGCUAAAAUUAUUAAUUCCUUUUCUGAACCUAAACCUUCCAAAAUCUUUUUAGUACAGUCACAUAAACUCUUUAAAUGACAAUGACAACUUGAAUUUACAGUUACUGUAUUAUGCCUCAGACACUUACUGUUUUGUCAUAUUUCUAAUUUCAAAACUAAUUUCUCGUAGCAUGGAAUAACCACAGUAGUUUGUUCAUGAAUUACAGAGCAACAAUACAUAUUUCUUCCUGUUUCGGAGUAUCAAACUGCAACUAAACUACACAGUAGUUUAACUUCCAGCAGGCAUAUUAUAGUCUUGAAUUUACUCAUUUCUCCCACUCAUCAUCAAGUGUGAUUAAGAGUGUGACAACCUCACUGUGACAGUUGUGGGGAGCAAAGAUGAAAUGCCUCAACCAGGAGAAACUAUUGAAUUCUGUAAAAUGAUGAGUCGUGAAGACUCUCGUUUCUUCUACUUCACCUUCUCCAGCACGCCCUCUUGAGGACAAUCCACUAUGGUGCGGGCUAAGAAAUGUCCUAGCGUGCUGUAGAGGGGAUCCUAUAUAUGUUUUAAUUAUAGAAGGAAACUAAGUAAGUAAAAAUAUUUCUUACCUUAAAAACAAGGUGAAAAUGAUAUGUGGCCUGCAUGAAGUACAUUUUUCCGGUUCUCAUUAUUUUAUUUUACUGUGUCAUCCUCUUGGCCGCAUCAUAUUAUUGUUAUUAUUAUUAAACUAUUUUUUUUUAUUUUUUUUAUUAUGAUCAAUGGUUUGAAUUAGAUUUAUGGUGACAAAAUGUUUCA